CUUCCGCCCGCCGUGUCUGCCCGACUUCUGGGUUCCUGCUGGGCAAGCGGGUUGGUUGUCCUGGUAACGGAGAAGCGGCGUGUCUCCUGGCUGUGUGUCUCUCCGGAGUUCACUGCUCUCUUUGUCUCUCGCAGGGCUCUCUGCAGAUCUCCUGUCUCGUUUUGUGUCGCAGUGCUGUAAAUAGGUUCUAGCUAACCUAUAAAAGGACAUGGAGCGACAUAUUCCUGUGCAUCCAUUACCUGAGGAAAUACAAAAGAUGUCCCGGAAUGAGACUGUGUGUAAAUAUUGUGGAGUCAGUUAUUUGAUCCUUCAUGAGUUUAAACUGCUGGAAGAGAAAGUAAAAGCAAUGGAAGAGAAGGUGAAAUUUUAUGAAGGAAGCGUAGAACGGGAAAAAAGGCUUCAAGAAAAACUACAGCACCUAAGUCAAGAUUUUGAACAGUGCAUAACCGCUAGUGAAUCGAAAACAGAAAGAAUAAAAGAAUUAUCUCUGGAAAUAGAAAACAAGCAAAAUGUAAUAGAAAAUAUGAAUGAAUGGUUGAAGCACAUCCAGAAAGAGAAUGACGUUUCAUAUAGACAGUCGCAACUAUUACGAAAAACAUUGGAAGAACAUCAGUUAAUCCUAAAGAAAGCCUUUGUACUUCUUCCCUUUAUCAGAGGAGAGCUGAACAGUAUUAAAGAAGAAAUAUUUGCCAGUUUCAACAAAUGGAUUGAAUUAAAAGGAAAGAUUUAUUUACAAAUACAAACUGUGAAUUUAACAGUACUUGCAGAAAUAUCCAGGCUGAGCCAAAGCUUAGGUGAAUAUGAGAGGGAAAAUCUGACCCUGCAAGAGGAGGUGCAGCUUUUAAGGUUAAUGUCAGAUGCAGUUGAACUGAAAGCUGAGCAGCUGCAAGCUUCGCUCUUGCGAGAGGGUGAAUUACAAAACAGAUGUCAUGAACUACAACAGAAAGCACAGGAUUUAACAAGUCAAGUAGAGACAAUUGAACUCAAAUUCCAGAAAGCAGGUGCGGAAAUGAGCCACUACAAAGAACUAUUCAUAAAGAAGUCAAAAGAAGUUGAAGAGCAUCAAAGUGAACUGAAAAAACUUGAAUCUGAAAUUGGAACAUCCGAAACUCGAUUUACUAGUACGCUGAAAGAACAAGAACAAUCUUUGUUCGUCUGCCAACAAGUAUGCAAACGUUUACAGGAAGAAGUGAUUGAGAAAGAGAGGAAAGAAGAAAGUCUGAAAAAAAGAACCAGCCAUUUGGAGAGUGAACUGGAAACAAUUAAGAAUCUUCUCAAGCAGCGAGAGGAAGAAGUGGUAAUGCUUAAGCAAGAAAGGGAGUCUGUGCGGAUUUCCCAUCAGAGCAGAAUAGAGCAACUGCAGGAAACAUUAAGGCAGAAGGUGCUGAAUGAAAAGAACUGGCAGGAAAAGAUUGAAGCUGAUCGAGCAAAGGAACAAGAUCGUUACAAAGAAGAGAUUCUCAGACUCAAAGAAGAAAUGAGAAUGGAACUAGAUAUCGAGAAACAAAAGCAUCAGGAAUUGAUCGCAAAAUAUCAAAAAGAUCAGAAUGAGCUGCUAUACACAAAGCUGCCUGGAUUAAUAUCGAGCGCCACUAAUAACCUAAGGAUGGAAAUGGAUGCCCUUCACAAGAAGCUCCAUGAAGCUGAGACCAAACUUACAGAAAAAGACAGUGAGAAAGAAAAGGAGCGGCAAAGCCAUAAUAAGCACAUUGCUGAAGUUGAACUCCAGCUAAAGGAGGAACAGAGCAACUGUGAUUCAGUGAGAGAAGAACUAAAAAAGAAGUCCUAUGAGCUGGAAAAACUGACUGAAGAACAAACACAGUUGAUUCAGAAUCUGAAUCAAGUUCAAGAGGAGAAUGCUCUCCUCCAGGACACAGUGCGCAGGGAGUGUGAGGAACGCUAUGAGCUCACUGAAGCUUUGACUCAAGCCAGGGAACAAGUCGUGGAGCUGAAAAGACUUGGUGGAAACUUGCCGUUGUCACCGUGUUCUCUCAGUCAGGGCAGCCUAACCUCCUCCACUCGGUUGGUCAACAAUCCCGGGCUGAAAAGCCCAAACUGUGGGAGCGGAAUAACACCCUCAGGUCUCUGUGGGAUUUCAAGAACCACUAAAGCACCAGCUGGCAGUUGGUAUAAAAGCAGAGGUGUGGGUUUGCCAGUGUUGUCUGCACCACUGCCCCCAGGUGGAAGAGCAUCUUCUUUAAAUGAAUCCAGGAAGAGGAUCGUAGCAGUUAUAAGAAGACAACUGAGUCAGCAAUGAUGCAUCAAGGACUGUACUUUCUUAUCAAGAACAGCCAGUGGAAGCCACUGGCACAAGUCAUUAGGACACCUCGAGAUGGGCUUUAGAGGACAAGGACGACCCGAUAUUACUUUCUGGCAAAUAAUGCAUUUCUAGGAAUGAACUUUCUUAUAUGCACUCAACAUUAGAUUAAGCUGAAGGGGUUUUUUAAAUACACUUCUCAAAUGUUUGUUUUAUAAUGCAAUCAUGAGUCAGCAUUUUUCUCUGUAAAUAUUAGAUCUAGUUCUCAUUAAGGUAGUAAUCCUGAGUUAGGGUAUACCACUUCAGGCUCUAGGUGGGAGCUUAUAUGAUUUGAAUGCUUAAAAAAGAAAAAAACUUGCUUCAUAGAAAGGUAGAUAUUGGGGAGAAGCAGUCCAGCCUAGCUUUCCCCCCUGUAUGUAGAAAACUAGCAUAGCAGAGAGAAAAUUAGGCUAGAACGCUGUUCCCUGACAUCCAGUUUUCAAUUUGAAGGUAAUUUUAAUGUGGAAGGGAAUAUUCAGUCAUUGGAGCUCCUUGCCUGCAGUCUGAAGUAGAACCAUCCAGACACAGCUUUACUACCUCAAUGAAAACUAGGCCUUAAAUGCAACGUGCAUAUCUGAGGUAAAUUAAUUAAAGUACUUCUCUCACACACCCAUGGACACAUUGACAUCACAGUGGUGUUUUCCAAUCACAUGCCUCAGUUGUAGUUGAAAUGUUAAUAAAAAGAUAUAGAAU
Molecule: messenger RNA, 2989 nt
Organism: Hemicordylus capensis (graceful crag lizard)
Lineage: Eukaryota; Metazoa; Chordata; Lepidosauria; Squamata; Cordylidae
Gene: LEKR1
Product: leucine, glutamate and lysine rich 1
Exons: 13
Coding region: 209-2257 (682 amino acids)
Source: RefSeq, a predicted model, not a curated record